AUGAUGUCGAAACUGAUUACACCGCGCAGUCUGAUCGGCGUCCGCCGCGCGUCCUCUGCGCACGUACAGCCCCACUGGCUGGAGAAAAACUGCGGUGAUGUGCCCGUGCACCCGCAGACUCACGACCCGGAGGUCAGCGCGAUGCUGCGCGGCGGCCACGCGCUCCAGAUCGCGAGCUUGAAGCUGCUGAAGGCCCAGGUGGCUACUUCUCAGGUGCUCCAGACGUACUCUAGCGCUCACGUGGGGAAUCUAAGGGAGCUGCAAGAGAUUGAAAAUGUGGCUGUCCAACGCAUUGAGGAAGCGGUGCAAACGAAAGACUUUCGGUUCCGACCGAGUCUGGUGAUUCCUGCGGUGGAGCUUGGCAGUUUUGCUGCAGGUAGCGUGCUGAGCACGUUGGGGGACGCUGUCAGCACGUCGUAUGUGACGGGGGUGAAGAUGGCGGUAAGUGACUUCUACAAUGACCAGAUCCGCGAGAUUUACGCAAGUAAAUCUGAAAUGGUCGAGCUGAAAGAGCUGUUCAAGGUCGCGCGUGAUGAAGAGCAAGAGUUUGUGGACGCGCAUACGUCUGCGACCGUGGUCUCAAAUGAAGCCAGCUCCGACCCCGUCACGACGUUCGCGAAGGCUUCUCUUAAGGUGCUGGCUCAAGUCGCAAGAGUUGUGUAA
Messenger RNA from Hyaloperonospora brassicae, 663 nucleotides. NCBI's taxonomy places the organism in Eukaryota, Oomycota, Peronosporomycetes, Peronosporales, Peronosporaceae. The record is from the annotation of a GenBank genome assembly.